Necator americanus (New World hookworm) is the source of this 204-nucleotide messenger RNA. RefSeq lists its product as uncharacterized. The transcript has a single exon. NCBI's taxonomy places the organism in Eukaryota, Metazoa, Nematoda, Chromadorea, Rhabditida, Ancylostomatidae. The record is from RefSeq and is a predicted model, not a curated record. Bases 1 to 204 code for a protein of 67 amino acids. Gene Ontology annotation, molecular function: nucleic acid binding.
AUGAAGCUCUGCAUCUGGUCUAGCGCACAAUAUGUCGAAUACUGGGAGCUGUUCGCCGAAGGAUGUACAGCUACUGCAGGCGUCUACAUUGAGCAGCUGAAGAAUUUGGAAGCAGAUCUCGAAAAUGCACGUCCGCAGCAGCACGGAGUCUACUUCCAGCUCGACAACGCUCGGACGAACAUUGCGAGACCAAGGCUGAAAUGA